AUGGUGCAGAAGACCAAGGGAAAGCGGGCCCCCAAGAAGACCAACCCCCUGUUCGAGAGCAGGCCAAGGAACCUGGGCCCCGGCGGGGACGUGCGCCCGAAGAGGGACCUGACUCGCUACGUGAGGUGGCCGAAGUACAUCACCAUCCAGCGGCAGAAGCGGGUGCUGAUGAGCCGGCUGAAGGUGCCGGGGCCGAUCAACCAGUUCCGGAGCCACCUGGAGGCGGCCCAGCACAACUUCCUGUUCAAGCUGCUCAACAAGUACAAGACCGAGUCCAAGGCGGACCGCAUCACCCGGGCUGCUGAGAAGAAGGCCAAGCCCGAGCAGCAGCUCGAGUUCGGGCUCAACCGGGUCACCUACCUGGUCGAGUCCGGGAAGGCCAAGCUUGUCGCCAUCGCCGGGGACGUGGACCCCGUCGAGCUGGUGCUCUGGCUGCCCCAGCUCUGCGCCAAGAUGGGCGUGGCCUACUGCAUCGUGCGCUCGAAGGCCGAGCUGGGAAAGCUGGUGCACCGCAAGACCGCCUCCUGCGUGGCUCUGACAGGCGUGCGCAAGGAGGACCAGGCGGACCUGGACACCGUGGCGAACGCCUACAAGACCAAGUACAACAGCGACGCGGCCCUCCGCAAGCGCGAGUCGGACGGCAAGCUGGGCAUCAAGUCUCAGCACAAGCUCGAGCGGGUCGAGAAGGUCCAGGAGCAGAAGGAGAUCCAGAAGGCCAAAUGA
This is a messenger RNA of Hippocampus zosterae (dwarf seahorse), 723 nucleotides long. Its product is annotated as 60S ribosomal protein L7a-like. The record is from RefSeq and is a predicted model, not a curated record. Lineage: Eukaryota; Metazoa; Chordata; Actinopteri; Syngnathiformes; Syngnathidae. The transcript has a single exon. Bases 1 to 723 code for a protein of 240 amino acids.